UUUAUUCUGUUCAGCCUCUCCUCUUCUGUUUUGAGUUUCAGUUUUUGGAUCACCUUCCAUCUGAUUGUUUACCAGUUCAUAUUCUGAUGCGAUAUUUUACCCAGCAUUUCUCUUUUUUUGCGUGUGUCUGCAUUUGGGUCGAGAUCUACAACAAACGCGCCAUCAGGGAAAGAAGAGUGAAAUGGAGACCACAUCACAAAGCACAGGAAGCACUGCUGUCGCUGUGUAUAUAUACAUGUGACAAACAGAGAUCUGCUUCCACUUCUGCAACAUAAUGCUGCUCAGCUGGUUUAUAGUGUUCCUCUGUAUUUCUGCAAACACAGGGGACGUUUUAUUAUUGCGCAAGCCCGGAGAGAAUGUCACCUUGCAGUGCUCCUUUGCAGAAUGUGUCAGCAGCAUCGACGGCUGCGUGGGGAUGUAUCUGUAUCAUGGUUUAAAUCCAGAGAAGGAGGUGUUGUACUACCACUAUUCAGAAAAAGUCACCCCACGAAAAAGAUACUCACAGAGGGUUGAGAAAAAUGGAUCUCUUGGGAACCACACCCUCACCAUCAGCAAUCUGGUCGCUGAGGACUCUGGCCUCUACAGAUGUGACUACAAAAGAACUACAGAGACUGAUGUUAAAUGCACCGGCUACAUCCUUGUUGUAUCAGCCUGUUCUUCAUUUCACACCGGGAAGAACCGACUUCCAGACCAGAAGAGGAGCAUCAGCCGCACGUCGAUGAGAAAUGUCCACCUCUGGUGUGGGUCGCCGUUGCCACCUGUGCCAUCAGCAUAUUUGCCACCAUCAUCUUCGUCCUGCUGAUUCUGAAGUUGAAACAAUGGACCAGAAGCAGAAGAACAGCAGGAAGUGUCCCCAUCGAAUGUGUGUAUGAAGUCAUGACAAAGAACAGAAUCGUCCCUGAAGCCGCUCCAGAGGUGUUCUCGCCAAAUACAUAUGAUUUCGCUUAGAGGAUGAGAAUGUAGGGAAAGUGUUUUUUGAAUCGAAUUUUCAAGUGAUUUACUGUAAAUAAACUUCUGCUGAAAUAUGAAGUGUAUAAUAUUUGAACAGCUAAACAAUGAAUUAUUAAAACCUGCUGUAUCUGUUUAAUUGUUGUUAAAAUAUCCCCUUAUUUAAAUCAUUGUUCAUAUCAUUAGAACUUAUUAGUAUUUGAAUAAAUAGCGGUAGAAUAAAUAAUAAAGCAUUUGAGGUGAAUUUGCAAGGGUUAUAGGUUUAUAACGACCACAAAUAAAUGGAGUCUGAAAACAAGGAAUAAUACAAACUAUUUAAUGUAUGUAAUGUUAUGUAAUAUUUGAAAAUUAUAAUUGACACAAGAUCUAAAUGAUUAAUUAAAGGGACACAUGAGUUCCGCAGGGCACACGAUAGAAGUACAUGUAAAAACAAACAAAAAGUGAGUCGCAAACAGGCUGGAAGGUUGCGUGAUGGAGAGUUGUGAGUAUAUAUAUGACAGAGCUUGUGGUCACAAACCCUGCCCUUAACGAGAAUUAUAUGUAAGAGUGAGAUGAGUGUGCGCACAUCACAAAUGAUUACAAAUCUUAUAUAAUCCAUUUAAUAAUAAUUGAGACAAUUCUCAUUUCUUGGCAAAUAUGAAUAAUGUUAAAUAUGCAAACACAACUAUUUUUUAUUUGAAUUGUAAAUGUCUAAUAUGUUUAAUUGUAUAAUAUACCUUUUUUGUAUUGUGACUUUAACCGUUCUAUUUUGUUUCAUGUUUUUUAUGGCUACUGUCUGUGCUGCCUAUGAUCUGUAUCGUGAUAUGUUCCACACUUUGUAAUUCGUGAAUCAGUUUCUAGUCAGAUGUGGUGUUGAUGUGACAACAAAGAAAUUAAGUUUGUAUCGUGCGACCAAAUGCAGAAAAGAAUAGAAACUGUUUAUCUACUCGAAGUCAACAAGUCAGUGCUUUUGAGAAACUUGUGGGCAGGAGGUGUACGAGAAAACAAACCACAGGCAACAAGGAAACUAGGUCACACAGGAAUGAUGGUUUAUACAGUUUGUAAAGUUUGGGGCUUUUUAUUUAAUUAAUUGGUGUAUUUGACAGGGAUAAAGCAAAAUAACACUUUAACAGGCCAGAGAAACUUAAAACACAUGUUCAUGGUAAAUGGAAGUAAUCUACAUAGCAAUUUUCUAUAUAAUGAAUUAUUGAACAGUUCUGCUAUUCUCCCAUUCACACACACUUUCAUACAGUGCAACACUUUCUCUAUCCCUCAUCACUCGCACACAGCUGUCAGGGGCGAUUAGGGGUUGACACGCACAAGGAAGAGCGGGAUUGAACCGACACUCUAGUUAGUGGAUGACCCACUGUACCGCCUACUGCCUAUAGGAUUUCUAACUGGGUAUAAUUUACAAUCACUGUCCCUGGAUCAGCUUUUCUCCUCUAAACCCAUUUCACAAUACAUUUUUGUUAAGUUAAUUCAACGUAUGAAAAAAGACAAUUUAUAAAGAGAAAAGUUGAAUCAUAUAAAUCAUAUACAAUUACAAAACCUAUGUUGUGUUGCUUGAUCAGUAAGUGAAGGUUUGGACGGUUUCAGACAGUGUUUAGCCUCUUUAAUUAAAUGUUUUCAGAUCAGUUUUUUUAUUUCUGUAGAUACAAAAAUAUGUUCCUAUUACGAAAAAAAAGUUUUGCAAUUAUACUGUUCACUGUUGAAGACUUCCCUGAUCUUUUCUUUGUGAAAUACGAUCUGGCAAGAUUGUUAAAACGUUCAAAAAUCUAUUUGAUGAAAGUCUAAAUGUUUUCUGUGCUAAAAUAUGUUUGCAGUUGAAUAGUUGAAUGUAAUAAACUGUUCAUCCUUUGAUCAAA
Pleuronectes platessa (European plaice) is the source of this 2792-nucleotide messenger RNA. Its product is annotated as V-set and immunoglobulin domain-containing protein 1. The coding region runs from base 275 to 802 and encodes 175 amino acids. Gene Ontology annotation, molecular function: signaling receptor activity. NCBI's taxonomy places the organism in Eukaryota, Metazoa, Chordata, Actinopteri, Pleuronectiformes, Pleuronectidae. The transcript is spliced from 5 exons. Gene Ontology annotation, cellular component: membrane. Gene Ontology annotation, biological process: adaptive immune response. The record is from RefSeq and is a predicted model, not a curated record.